AUGACUGGGCUGCAAAACCUCCCCACUGAGGUGGUUCUACACAUUGGUUCUUACCUGUGUCCCAAAUAUACGUCCGGCAAGAAACUCCUUCACAACCUCAACAACGACCGGCUCAUCCAAAGGGAACUUUGCGGUCAACGUCAGGCGCUUGUCUCCUUGACACGUACAUCCCGUCGCCACUACAAACUAUUCACAUCGUUCUUAUAUGAAUCCUGGCUGUCGCUCAUGAAGACCCUCUCGCAAAACGAGGAUCUUUGUCGGCUAGUCAAGCAGCUGUACAUCCACCUCGACGGUGAGCAUGCGCUGUCAUCCACUGAUGAUGCCGAUUAUGAGUAUUUCACGGACUUGAUCGCACUGCAGGCUUGGCUGAAGAAGGCUUCUUUGCCUGCGGCGAUGCACUCCUUCAAUACCUUUGAGCUGUCCUCUGCUGUUCUUUUCACCCUCGUCAACAAUGCCCAAGACUUCAUCUUGUCUGCAGAACCGCUAUCUCUUUCCGGAAUCUUGGAUGCCAUCCACGACAUGGACGAGAUUGUCUCAACCCAACAGACCAACAAGUCAACAAUGUCCUCCUUGAAGUCUUUCUCUAUGAGAAAAACGUAUACCGAUGCAGAAAGCCAUUGGGCUUGGCCUCGCGAGAGACUGUUCAACGCAAGGUUCAUUGACGGAGCGAAAAACCUGAAAGAGUCGUACAUCAUUGGCACAGCUCUCCAGUUCCACAACUGGUCAUCGACGCAUCUGACAACCCUCGCCUUUAACGACAGUUCAAUGCCGCUCGGCAUUCUUGCCAAUGCCAUUCGAGCCUGUCCUAGACUGGAACGAUUCUUUUGGAAGAAGCCGAUACGGAGAGACAUGCAUCCCUACGCAGUCCACCCGUGGCUGAUUCUGGGGGCUCUGGGAAUACGUCGGGCCACUAUCCGCACUCUGGUCAUCGACUUCAACGGAACCUGUGAAACUGACUUGCAGAGCCCCGCCUUCGAGCUCAGCACCUUCACAAGACUGGAGGAGGCCUGGGUGGACAUCAGCGUCUUUGAAUCGAACAAAGCCAACUUUACAGACGCAAGCUCUGAUCCGCUCAAUCCGACCGUUGUGGAGGGAAGCCCUCUGAUCCGAACCUUGCCGCCUUCACUCCGAAAGCUGCACAUAUCCGGUUCUAUGAAUGACUUCAUCUUCGAUGAGGUUCUUUGGCUGACCAGACCUCGCAACCACGAACCCCGCCAUGUCCCGGCGGAAUUCGCGCUUGAUGGAGGCUAUCUGGAUGGCGACAUGUUCAAGCUGUGGGAUUACCGCAACGACUAUGAACAUAUCCCGACAGCCGAUUUGGAUCCUCAACCUUUCCUAUGGUAA
Colletotrichum scovillei is the source of this 1344-nucleotide messenger RNA. RefSeq lists its product as uncharacterized. The transcript has 2 exons. NCBI's taxonomy places the organism in Eukaryota, Fungi, Ascomycota, Sordariomycetes, Glomerellales, Glomerellaceae. The coding region runs from base 1 to 1344 and encodes 447 amino acids. The record is from RefSeq and is a predicted model, not a curated record.